ACACAAAGCAAUGCCGGUCAGUCAGUCAAACAGCAUUCAUACUUUACUUCGUUGGUAUUCGAAAAUAUUUUGUUUAUCUUUUUUGAAUUGUCUAAGUGCACAGAUAGAACUUGAACCGAUUACAAAGAAAUACGUAAAAUUGUCCAAAAAUUGCCUAGACGCCAGUGUUCGCCGAAAUGUCAAAAUACAAUAACAUAAUAACAAAUGUCAAAAUAAAACAAAAAAAUAAAACGAAAAUGAAAAUAUCAAUGGCUCUAAAAAAAUAUAUCUCCAUAAAUUACCAUCAAAUGCUAAAAGAUAAUCCAAAUUUAUUUCACAAAUAUUUGCAAUUGCACAACAACGAUAAGGCCCUAGUUGAUUCGAUAAAUAAUUAUCAAGAAAACGUAUUACACAUAGCAUGCAAAUCGGACAUGACAUCGACGCUGAUAAAACCUCUAAUACAAUGCGGCUGUAGUCCAACGAAACAGGAUCUUCAGGGUCGUACACCGCUACAUGUGGCUCUUGAGUUUCGCCAAUAUUCUUGUAUCAAAGAAUUUCUAUUGCUAUUCCACACUGAUAUGUUGUAUCCAAAACAUAUUGUGGAUAGGCUAAAGCAUAUGUUUCAGAUAUAUAAUCGUGCCGGACAUACUAUCGUACACGAAGCCGUUAUACGUAAUGAACCCGAUAUUCUGAGAGAAUUGCUGCGAAUAUGCCAACAACAUGACAUUAAUGUUUUGGAUAAUGAAGUGUUGGGUAGUGGCGAUACAUUGCUACACUUGGCCAUCAAUCGAAAGGUGGAUACAGAAAUCAUAGAUAUAAUAAUUGAUUAUUUACCGGAAAUCGUACAUAUAUCCAAUUACUCGGGUAUGUUGGCCAUGGAUGGUACUGAUGCAGAAUCCAAAGUUACCUAAUGAAAAUUUUGUCAGUUCUUUUUUGCUCUGUUCCGGAACAGAGAAAAUGUGAUUUAUAUGUGAUAUGUUUGCCCUAUUGGCCAAAUAAAAAUAUGUAUAUGAGAAUGUA
Musca domestica (house fly) is the source of this 999-nucleotide messenger RNA. Its product is annotated as nuclear factor NF-kappa-B p110 subunit. NCBI's taxonomy places the organism in Eukaryota, Metazoa, Arthropoda, Insecta, Diptera, Muscidae. The record is from RefSeq and is a predicted model, not a curated record. Gene Ontology annotation, molecular function: protein binding. Bases 177 to 890 code for a protein of 237 amino acids. The transcript has 2 exons.